This is a messenger RNA of Thamnophis elegans (Western terrestrial garter snake), 2725 nucleotides long. It is a transcript of the gene MBLAC2, whose product is annotated as metallo-beta-lactamase domain containing 2. Bases 113 to 1003 code for a protein of 296 amino acids. The transcript is spliced from 2 exons. NCBI's taxonomy places the organism in Eukaryota, Metazoa, Chordata, Lepidosauria, Squamata, Natricidae. The record is from RefSeq and is a predicted model, not a curated record.
CCUCGUCUAAGCGACGCGUCCGGGACAUUCGUAACACGCGAUCCUAGCUCCAAACACCGCAGGCAGGCGUCGGGUCGUGUGGCCGCAGCGCUUCGUUUGGCGACCGGCUGUAAUGUCGGCGCUGGAGUGGUUCGCGCAUAAGUCUCUGGGCGGAGGCAUCUACUGGAUCCAAGAGCGCUUCUACGAGUCGGGCAACCGGGCCAAUAUCUGGCUGGUGCGCGGCUCCCAGCGGGACGUGGUGAUCGACACGGGGCUGGGGCUGCGCAGCCUCCCCGACUACCUUCACUUGGCUGGGCUUUUGGAUCCCGACCCGGCCCAGGGCGAUCAGGAGGGAGCCGGUGUCGGCGAAGCAGAGAAGGAACCCGCAAGCGGUGGGCGGCGGCGGCGGCCGUUGCUAGCCAUCGCCACCCAUGUGCACUUCGACCACUCGGGCGGACUGCACCAGUUCGAGGAGGUGGCCGUGCACAGCGCCGAGGCUCCAGCCCUGCGCCACGGCGAUAACUACGAGACCGUCACUUGGCUCUCGGACAGCGAGGUGGUGAGGCAGCCCAGCCCCGGCUGGAGGGCCAGGCAGUUUCGAGUGCGACCCGUCCAGCCGACGCACGUCUUGCAGGAGGGGGAUGUGAUCAGCCUUGGUGAUAGACAGCUCACUGUCAUGCACAUGCCUGGCCAUUCGAGAGGAAGCAUUUGUUUGCAUGACAGAGAACGGAAGAUUCUGUUCAGUGGGGAUGUUGUGUAUGAUGGCUCAAUGAUUGACUGGCUUCCCUACAGCCGGAUAAAUGACUACGUUACAACCUGCCAGCGAUUAAUAGACUUAGUCAAUAGGGGCCUUGUGGAGAAAGUCCUUCCAGGGCAUUUUAACACAUUUGGAUCUGAACGACUGUAUCGUUUAGCUUCCAACUAUAUUUCAAAUGCUGGGGCUUGUCACAAGAUUUCUAUGUGUGCGAUGAGAUCGGUUGCAAGCCUAGCACUUCGUGCAACAAAUUCUAGAACAACUUCAUAGUCUUAACUUCAUAGCCAUGAAGAUGCUUAUUUUUAUCUAAUUAAUUUAUAUUUUAAAAAUGCCAAUAUACAUACCAGUAGCUGUGCCAAAGCUACUCAUCUUUUUUGUCUCUUUUAAAAGGCGAGUUUGCACAUAUGUUGAAUGCUAUUUGACAGAUGUUCUAAAUAAGUUAUUUUGUAUUUUGAACCAUUUUGAAACAUAUCGCUAAAACAAAAGUUUUGCCCUUUUGUCAAACUUUGUAAUGCAACCUUCGGUUAGGAGUUAUGUUGAAAACAUAUUUUAAAUGGCUGAAAUACAGAAGCAAGAGUUGUGAGAAAAAGGGGCCAUUAGAACAUUCCACUGUCAUGUUGAAUGCACUAAGUACCUAUGUAAUUUUUAUUGUAUGGGAUGAAUGUAAGCUGAAGUUAAUACCAAAUGUUCAUAUCAAAUAUUGUUCUGUGUUAAUGUUGUUCUUUAAUUGUGUUGCAUUUAAGUAUUGGUUUUAAAACAAAUGAAAUGUCAUUUAAUAUUUUAAGUAUUGCUUGCUUUCCAAAUAUAACUAAUGCUGUAAGUGUGAGUGUAUAACCAUUUUUAAGUAAAACAUGCACCUAUAAUCCAAGAUUCUUAAUCCCUGUAAUAUCACAGUUGCAGAAACACUUCAGUGUAUAUAAAACUAGCAACUUGAUAUUGGGUGGUAGGUUGUAUCAGGUGCACAUUGCAUAUGGGUCAGACUAAGUUUUCAUACUUCAGUUAUUAUUCUUCGUUUUUCUCUUUUCGGUUUUUUUUCUUUCUUUUCCACAAUUUGCAUUGUGCUUUUUUCAACUAGCCUAACAAACAUUUCUGCCAGUUAUUAUUUUCUAAGAUAUUACUAGUCUCUUUUUUGGAUGCAGAACUUGUAUCUUGCAUCAGAAUUUGAUUUAUUAGAAUCCAAUAAGAAUUAUAUUAAAAAUGACUGUUUCUUGCAAGAACAGUAACUUAUUUGAAUAUUGUGGUCAUUGCACUUUUUUUUUUCUUUUUGAAUUCUAUUGCACAAUAUUUCCCCAAGAUCAAAGCAGCACUUUGAUUCUUAAUACCACAGUGUUCCAGCACUUGGUAUCCUAUGAAAGUACAAUUCUUAAAAAGAUAAUAGUGCCUAUUUCCUGUUAUAAAAUACUGCAUCAUUUUGGCAAUUAACACUGGAAUUGCUGCCUGUACUAAGAAAAACUCUUAAUUCAAUACCUUUGAAAAAUAGGGAAAAGGUAUGUAGCAGUAUAAUCACAAAUUAGCAAAUGCUGCUUGUAUGCUAUGGAAACUGGCUAAUCUUCACUGAGGAGCCGCACAAUUGUGGUCCAAAGGUUAGGAGCAUGUUGCCAUAUUAUGUACUCAUAGUCAUUUCCUUUUUGACCAGAUUUCUUCUUCGAGUUGAAUACAGUUAAGCACAGUAUCAGCUGCAGUAUUAAGCACAAUCAAAAUUAAUCUGAUUCCUGCUUAAUCAAGAUUUUCAACCAUCUUGGAAUCCAUGUGAGUUUAUAGUGCCUUGUUUAUUUCUGCUACAGAAUGGUUGACAUUUUGGCCUGGACCAUUACAAACUGAUUUUGUUAUGAAAUACUGCUGAGGCAUUAACAGUUUUUUCCGUAGAUAAAAGAAUCCUCUUCUUUUGACUUUUUGUCCCUUCCUCUUCCUUUGCCCAUUGACAGUGUCUUGAAAGUUAUUUUACCAAAGUGUUGAUUUCUCAGUAUGAAAGUAUUUCAGUGUAAGGAAUCC